AUGGCGACGAACCCCGCUAUUGACCAUCAACACUCCGCCCCCGACACCCCGUUUAGAGAAAUUUCGCACAUAAUAAUCAUUCCAAACAGCGGGUUUGAAGUCGGUACACUUCAGAGUAGUAUCUCCGUGACUCACCUAGAAUUCGUGGCAUCCCUCUCUCAGGGCAUCUGGCGAAGAAGCAGCUUUGAGUGUGUUUGGUGA
Pyricularia oryzae 70-15 is the source of this 201-nucleotide messenger RNA. RefSeq lists its product as uncharacterized. Bases 1 to 201 code for a protein of 66 amino acids. NCBI's taxonomy places the organism in Eukaryota, Fungi, Ascomycota, Sordariomycetes, Magnaporthales, Pyriculariaceae. The transcript is spliced from 3 exons. The record is from RefSeq and is a predicted model, not a curated record.